ACCUGUAGUGGCACCCGUUUAUACCUUAUGGCUCGAUGUGACACCUCUUUUUAAGGUACUACUACGUGGAUAUCAUCCCCCUCUUGAUAUUACAGGUAUUUCGGGGGUAAACGUCAAGGACGUAGUUUGUGUUUGAAUUUCGGGUUUGUGGGGGAAAGUGCCGUUUUUCUAGGAUUAUCUGCUUGCCUCCGAGAAUUAGAACAGUAAAAUAAAAAAUGAAUUUUACUCCGUUUGGCGUGCCUUUAACGGCUGCGCUGCCUGUGGCUACUCAAUUUACCGCCGGAAAGAUAACUCAAAACGUCACUACUCCUAACGGACAAGUAGUCGGUGUCUUGCAGGGUGGUGAAAACGGUGUACACUACAUACGUCCAUUAGAUACCAAUGCCUUUGCUACUGCAGCCUCUCAACAAAAUCAGGGAACACAAAUCAUAACGCUGCCUAUAACAAUGCCAGGUGCUAAACCUGGAGACCCCCAACAAACUGUGCAGAUACAAGUAGUGAAUCCUCAACCGACGCCCGUAUCCCAAGCAAGUCCUGCCAGUUCACCUAAGUAUCAGAUUUCUCAAAUACCAAUGUUCAGCCAAGGUGCUACUGUACUCACUGUUGCCUACAAUUCCAACCAGGAAGGAAUCCAGAUUUUGGAUGGCCAGAACGGUGUACCAGAAGGAAUGACGGUAGUAGCAGCGCUCCAACCUCAGGACAUACAAUUAAUUCAAACUCAUGCAACCGAGUUGGAGAAAAACGAUAAGGAGCUACAACCUCCAGUUGCGUUGAUCAAAAGCGAGCUUAAAGAUACCGACGAAACGGCAGCUUCUAUUUCAGUUCCCACCCAAUAUUUACAAACGACCAAUCUGCACGAGUACAUUCAAAAAAUGCAAAAUACAACGUUACCUCUCAGUCUACAACAGUUCUUAAAGUUCAACACUACAGAUAUUAAGAGGGAAAUAAUCUCGGAAGAUGGAUUGAUUGAAGCAGUUAGCAUCGCUGCUCCUGACGGUAAUGGCCAUCUGAUCAUGCAAGAUGUAGGAGAGAUGGAGACUGAGGAGAAUCCAGAUGAUUCCAACGAUAAAGGGAAAAAGAAAAAAAAAUAUAAAAAGAAACCACCGAAGCCAAAAAAGCCUAAACCAGGUCAAGUACACAUUGCUACAGCUCUCGAUGGCACCACUCUCUUCUGUUGUCCGGAAUGUCACAUGGCGUAUCCACAAAAAGAGCUCCUUGAACAACACUUGGUGGGUCAUAAAAUCGAGCGACGUUUCAUCUGUGACAUUUGUGGAGCUGGUUUGAAACGCAAGGAACACUUGGAACGUCACAAGUUGGGUCACAAUCCCGAACGACCUUUCGUAUGUUCAGUCUGUAUGAAGGGGUUCAAGAGGAAAGAACAUCUCAACUUGCAUUUUGUAAUUCAUUCGGGAGAGAAGACGGAAAUAUGUGGAGAAUGUGGCAAAGGAUUCUACAGAAAGGAUCACUUGAGGAAACAUGCUAGGUCUCACAUCACUAGAAGAAUAAAAGAACAAGCAGAACAAGCAGAGAGAACGCAGGGGUUACUCAAAGAUCCAAUUACGUCAAGUACAAGUACUGCCCAAGUUACCAUUAGUGUUGGUGGAGUUCCAAAUUCCCAAAUUCAGAUACCCGUUCACAUUCAAGUACCGCAACACCUUCAAGUAUCCACUUCGAAUGAUGAAGAUAAUGAGAAUGUUGUCAGUACUGUCGUGUUACCAUCAGCAGCUGAUGGACUCUCGAUAUUACCUAAUUAAAGUAGAAAGUAAAACCAUAAAUACUCUUAAUGAUAAAAAAGUAAAUUUUCAAACGAUUUUUAAAUUAUAUAGAAAUCCUCAUAUUCCAAUAGGAUUGCAAGAAAUCAACUUGCAGAACUCCUAAAUUACAAAUUGAUGUCUGUGAAAAUUAUUUAAAUAAUUUUUGUUCAUUUGAGAAAUUGAAAUUACAAAAUUUUUCACAAAGAUAUUAACUGUAAGAAAAGUACAAAACGGUGUAGUCAUAUCUCCGCGAUUCAUAUCAAUCCUAGUUACGCCAAGUUUUACAGAAACGAAAAUCAAAAGAUACUUUUUCCACUAUCUUUAGAAGAUAAAUAAAAUUUCAGUAUACAAAUACAGCAUGCAAAAAAAUAACUGGGAAUUAAUAUCAAGGUUACAAAGGGAAAGGAUGUAAGGCACUUGUGAGUGUAGGGUCUUUCGGUCAAGUAGGUGGAGAAAAAAGACAAAGAAUUCGGCUACUUUAUCUGUUUAUAUUGAAGACGUUUCGUUUACUGCUCAGUAAACAACAUCAGUUCAUCUACAAAUGAGAAAGUAUACAUAUAGUAUGUAUAAGAAACACUAGUAGUACCUUGAAAAAGACAUGUAGCAAGAUAAGAUGUACCACUAAAAAAUAUCUUAUCCAAUGAACCAUUAAAGUAAUGUAAAAGUAUAUAAAAUAUUUAGAUGUAUAAUUAACAAUUAAAAAACUUUAGUACAGCUAAAUGCAAGACCACGAGGUAACAGUUACAUAUAAAAAGCAAGUGAAAAGAAACUAGCUUGUUUUUAAUCUCAGAAAAAACCAAGAGUAAACAAGAUUCACACUUCCCAAAAUUAAUAUUUAAGCAUAUUUAAUUUUAACUUUAGGUAACAUCAUUAAAGAAUUCGACUACUAGUAUGCAAAUUUGAAGAUUUAAAGUUAAACAGUUACCAACAGGUCAACAUGUGCCCAGCGAACACAAAAGACAAAAUGAAUGGAGUUUGAUUUAUCAGUUUAAGGGUUGUUUAAUUGUACUAUAAAGCUGACGUAUAGUUUUGAUGUUUUUGAAAUCUUUGAAAAUCAUAGUGAGUUCAAUGGUUAGUUAAGGAAUGUACGGAAGGGCAUAAAAAUACAAACUUGUCUGCACCGAGUUAUUUUGUGCUGAAGGCAUUGUUUGUGAUAUGGUGUUGGUGGUGAGUUUGUUAUUUCUAUUGACAACAGGAACAUUAAAAAUUAAUUUAUUAACACGUUGACGGACAGUGCGUCAAAUGUAUAAGCAAGUGUUGUGACACUAUAAUAUGUAUUUUGCAAAGUAGAAUGGGAGAAAUGCAACGUCUAUAGACGUUGUGCCACAUUACAUCAAUGAAAAUUCGACGUCUAUAGACGUUAUGUCCGUCAACGUGUUAAUCAGUCUUAGAGGAUAUUAAUUUUCAACAAAAAUGUUGCGUUAUGCCGAGGUUGUUUAACAAAUUAAACCGACUUCAGUAUGCUAGGUACGACAUUUUUAUGAAAUAAAUUUAUUUAAAUUUAUUAAGAUGUCGUACCACAAGCUUAACUCGAUCUAUUUUAACUUCAGGAAUCUAAGCUUAAGCUGUGGCCCAUUUGUUACCAAAUACCCUGUAUAUACAUGAUGUUGAGUAAGCGAGUACAAAUAAUAUAAAUAUAAAUAAGAACGUAAUAUAUAAUAUAUUCCUUGUCAAAAAUGGGCAAUAAGCACUUCUUAAAACCUACUAAAUUUCAUUAUGUUAGCUCAAUCGGUCUUAGAGCAAUAGAUAAAUUGGCAGUUUGAAAAAAAAAUUCAACACUCCGUAUCUGGGAAACGCAGUAGUUGCGUACAUAUGUUUAUAGAGCAAAUUGUCAUUAGUUUUCGUGUAGAAUUGCCCCUUAAAGUUUGUCAUACUUAUUUAGAAACGCCCUUUAUAUAUGUAUAAUAUUGCCCUUAAACCUUUAUGAAUGUCUAUUAAUAUUUUUAAAGGCUCCCUUUAUCACCGUCAUAUUAAUUCUCAGUUAAUUUUUGUAUGCUGUAUUUGUAUUGUAAUUGCUUUAUGUAUACAGCGUGUCUACUUAAGUUGGCAACAUAUAUGGGAAACUUUUUUUGUUAUUAAUUUUAUGAAAAAAAGUUAUUCUUAAUAAAAAGUUCUGUGUGAUCGAAAACCGUAAGAUGCAACCAUCAGAUAUCAAAUUUUAUCAAUCUUAUACGAGGUACGUAAAAAAAUAUGAGUUCCGCUCAAGAGUAAAGUGCCUUUGCUUCACAAUAUCGAAAAUUAUUAUGAAAAGUUGUUUAAAAUUAAAAACUUUUAAUAUGCAGUGAUUUUAAGACCGGUUCCUAUUACCAGGCAUAUACAGAUAUGUACUAGCUCAAAUCAAAAUCAAGGAAAACCAAGACGUUUCUGUAUAUUUUCUCACCUAAUAAACAGCGGUGCGAAGGUGCCAUAUACACUGACAGCCAUAGACGAAAACAAUUUAUUAAUUAGUAGUUUCUGUUAAUUGCGCUACAUGAUAUGUGCAAAAUAUUGUGUUAAAUUCGAUUUGACGCUACUUUUUACUGUUUGGAGUAUUAAAAAUCGUUUGAAAAAAUAUUUUUGUAGAAUCAAGAGUAUGUGAUUUUAUGGUUGGUGUAUUGUAAUAAAUCAUUAUUUUAUAGAUUUAAA
Molecule: messenger RNA, 4379 nt
Organism: Diabrotica virgifera virgifera (western corn rootworm)
Lineage: Eukaryota; Metazoa; Arthropoda; Insecta; Coleoptera; Chrysomelidae
Product: craniofacial development protein 2-like
Exons: 7
Coding region: 216-1754 (512 amino acids)
Biological process (GO): regulation of transcription by RNA polymerase II; chromatin remodeling
Cellular component (GO): nucleus
Molecular function (GO): RNA polymerase II cis-regulatory region sequence-specific DNA binding; DNA-binding transcription factor activity, RNA polymerase II-specific; catalytic activity
Source: RefSeq, a predicted model, not a curated record